AUGAAGAAAUCCCAUUUAUCAUCGAUUGCCAAGUCUAUUUUGCUAGUUACCAUGGCAGCUUCAUCUACUACCGCCUCCGACGACGAUCAAACGCACGUCAACCACGACCUUUGCUCCGAUGACGACCAUUGUCUCAAUGGUGGUAGUUGUCAAGAAGGCAAUUCUGUGGUGCCUCAUCGCCAUUGUCUUUGUGGCCCUGGUUUUUCUGGCCCUACUUGUGAACGGUUUUGUCCUUUGGACUGUAAAAAUGGAUCCUAUUGUCAUGAGGCUCCCACGGGAGGAGCUAGUGGCUUGUUGAUAGACGAAGGUCGAAUAUACGAUCCAGAAGAUUAUAGUUGUAAAUGUUUUGGGCACUUCACGGGCGCACUAUGCGAGAUUCCAUACAAAGGAUGUGGAGACUCGGAGCGAUGUUACAAUGGUGGUGAAUGUGUCGCUGGGGACGACAUGCGUCAUCAUUGUAAAUGCAAGAAGGGAUACAUUGGGGAUUCGUGCGAGACUAGAACUUCGAUUGUGAUCAAAGAGGAAUCCAAUACGGCCUUGGAGGCAGUUUUAGUUUCGCUGGUCAUUUUCUUGACCGUGGCGUUGGCGUAUCUUCUAAAACGAAAACGUAUCAACAAACUGACUCCCGACUUUGUAGAGGUCCAACGAUUGGCAUUGGAGCACAAAAUGGCGGAGAUGCCCCAUGCAUCCUUUGACGACCAAUCGACCAUACACUUUGAAAAUCAACUGUCUGGACUGAAGCGUACAUCAGUAUUCGAUGAUGUAAGAAAAACUCUAUGGGGCGACCAAAAUAAUACUUCGCACAAAAAUCCUCGUGCUGGACCUUAUGAUGACGAAUCAUCAGCUUCUUCUGGUUCUAGCUUUGGAGAUGUUCAUAUCAUUUAA
This is a messenger RNA of Cylindrotheca closterium, 885 nucleotides long. NCBI's taxonomy places the organism in Eukaryota, Bacillariophyta, Bacillariophyceae, Bacillariales, Bacillariaceae. The record is from the annotation of a GenBank genome assembly.